ACAUCCAGAAGAAGCAGCCAGGAGAGGACUGCACCCCCAAGCCCAUCCAAAGCACUGGGAGUAGCCAAUCACCCAUUUUCAGUAGCGAGACGAGCAGUAGCAGUAGCCAGUCCCUAUUGUCGUCGCCGCCCUCUAGCUCUGAGCCACCAUCAACCGAAGAGCCCUCGUCAACGUUUCCCAGCACGAGGGAAGGCGUGUCGUCCACAGAAACAGCCCAGGGCACACUCUGCACACCCACAAAACGUCCACGAGAAUCAGCCUCAGGCUCAGAGAGCGAGGCGACGCCAGAGAAGCGGCCUCGGACAGACGAGAAAGAGGGGAGCAGCGAGGAGGCCCGCGGGACGCCCAAGCAGAAGAACCGCCGGCGCUGCUAUCGCUGCCAAACCAAACUAGAGCUGGUGCAGCAGGAACUGGGCUCCUGCCGCUGUGGCUACGUAUUCUGCAUGCUCCACCGUCUACCUGAGCAGCACGACUGCCUGUUCGACCAUCUGGGCCGCGGACGCGAGGAGGCCGUCCUCAAGAUGGUGAAGCUGGACCGCAAGGUGGGCCGCUCGUGCCAACGCAUCGGGGAGGAGUGCUCCUGAUUGGUCACGCUGUGUCCAGCCAUCCAGUUAAGAGAUGAGGCGCUUACUAAGAGGAGGAGGAGGAGGAGGAGGUGGAGGAGGAGGAGUGAGAGCAAGGAGGAAUGACAAAUGGGGUGAUGGGGGAGGGGGGGAGGGGAGGGAAGAAGAGGAGGAGGAGGGAGCACGGUCGUAACAUCCUGCAUCUGACCCGAAGAUUCUGGAUCUGAGCUUGACGCCGCCCUCUUGUCGACCCCGAUUUCCCGCCUGGAGCGUCUGUGCGGACUCGGCUCCGGGCGAGGCAGCUCGAGGCCAACAGGGGGCCCCGGUGGCCCCAGUGGCUGUUCUGCGGAGCCACGUUCAGUAUCGCAUGUUCACACACACAGCCUUAACCCCACCCCCGCCGUCUUCAGAGGGAGGACGCCGCAGAGACGGAUCCAGUCAGUCGUACAUCACGCACAUGGUUUCCUCCUCUUGCUCACGCUCCUUUUUUCAGAACAGGAAGUUACGGAUAACGAACUGUUGUAGCGUUCGGCUGAACUGAUCCGUUUGGAUUCUCAUUCAACUGAGUUAUUGUUUGUUGAUUUUUAUUUUUCCAUUUCUUGGUCGCGGGUGCGGGGUCCAGCUCUAUCCCACGACCAGUCCUCAGGUCGUCAUCAAGGGGUUGGAGUAUCAAACCUGUAACCCCACCUUCCUCUCUUUUUUCUUUUCCUUCUUCCACCAACAUUUAGGUCCAUGCACGGCAUCACCAAACGUUUUGUGCUCAUGCAUGGUACCAGCAGUGUAUUUGUGCAGGUUUGAGUGUGUCGUAUGGUAAAGUGAGGCAGUGCAAGGAUGCUGUCAUGGUUUGAUUUCAUUCUGUUUUGUUUUUCAUGUGGCCGUCAUGGUGAUUAGCUUGUUUUUACUUCUUUACCACGGUGUCGUGGAGGACAAUACAGCCAAUCCCUGCCUCUGCUCACAUGGACUGUUGACAAAAAGAAAAAAUACAAAUAACUAUUAAAAAAAAAAAUCAAAUAAAAACCACACUAAUGGACAAGAGUAACUCAGAUAAAUCCUCUGUGUAGCAGAUCCUCUUCUCCCUCUUCCCCUCCCCUUUUUUCAAUUUACUGAGUGGUACUGUUGUUCUUGAUACGUACGGGGGAACACGACUCAAUUCACGACUCUUCAAACGAAGAGUUCUUCGCCAAAACGUCAUGUAUUCAUCAAGAAAAAUUAUCUGAAGCUCAUAAUGGUCUCACAAGAGUGCGAAAGUGAAUACUUCAAAUUACUUACUAUCCUUGGAAUAGCUCUAUAAUUUAUUUCUUAUUUUGUGUUUUUUGUGAGUAGAAUCAGGCGUCAGAUCGGGGAACAUAAUUCUUAAUGUAUGAGUCGAUUAAAUCGAAGAGACGGGUUUUUCACGCAGUUUAAAUCAGUGAUGUCAUAUUGAUACGCAGCACGAGUGAACGUUUGUUUUGAAGCUAAGAAAUGAACCUAAAUUUAAAAAAUGACACCAGACAAAUGUCGGCAAAUCUUAAAACAAUUUCGGUUAAGUAACCAAACGUUGAUCGGUUUCUCUUCAGUUCAAUUCUGCUACUAAUGAACUUGAUCAAGUUGUGAGAUCAAAUGUGAACAUCCAAUGGUCCAACGUGCAUGUUUUUGUUUUUAUUCUUCUUUUGUUGGACCCGGUGGAGGUUGAGCGUCUUGUUGACGCCACAGUUUCGAACCACAGCCGCUCUCCGGGUCUGAUGAUGCUGCAGAAAUGACAUGUGAAUUCUCAAAUUGAGUUGUUUCUCCCUUUCCUCGAAUGUUUAGUUCUGUCUUUGUUUCUGACUCCGCUCUGCUGGACUCUGUGCUGUGCAUAUUGUUCAAAUACACCUUCCUUCCUUUUCCUCAAAGGGGCUGUUCUACCAACAUCAACUCUUUCUGUUUGACUUUUUCAAAGCCGAUAUUUGCUUCUUCAGAUUUUAAUUUGGUUUCAUCGUAGCCAUAUUCAAAGCUAUUUCUUUGCAGGAAGUCCAAUUUGAUUAUGUUGAAUUGCUGUUGUUUGAUUUUUAAUUGGAAGAACUCAGAAACAUGAAGCAGUAGAUUUCCUCGAAUGGCAGAAAAUUGUAUUUAUUUCCUUCUUUUGCAAAAUAACUAUGUAAACGUUGAUGGAGGUGAACAGCCUUUAUAACCAGACACCACUUAACUAUGCUAAUCCUCAUGCACACGUUAUCGUUUCUUCUCUCCCUCAUCUCCUACCACGCCCCCUCCUCCCGUCUUCUCCAAUGAGAACGCAGUGAAGGAUAAAGGGAGUCAGGAGAAACUGGCUGGUUCUUAUUUUGAUAUUUGAAUAUUUGACAAAACUUGUUCCUUUGUUUUUGUUUGAGUGCUAAUGAGAAAUGGAAGAAAUUGAGUAUCUUUCUGUACCUUUUAAAGAAAAUUAUUUAACCUUAUAUCAGUUUGAGUUACUUAACACCCUAUAGCAUAGAGUGGCAUAUUUAGUUAAAUGUAUUAAAAAAAGCAAGACCAUAAUUCUGUCAUAUUUCUCCUUUAAUUUUAUCGUGUUCCAUUUUCUGCUGAGGAAAAUAAACUGGAUUAGAGGA
Messenger RNA from Paralichthys olivaceus (Japanese flounder), 3124 nucleotides. The record is from RefSeq and is a predicted model, not a curated record. Lineage: Eukaryota; Metazoa; Chordata; Actinopteri; Pleuronectiformes; Paralichthyidae.